This is a messenger RNA of Hibiscus syriacus, 1401 nucleotides long. RefSeq names its product chaperone protein dnaJ GFA2, mitochondrial-like. Gene Ontology annotation, biological process: protein refolding; response to heat. The transcript is spliced from 18 exons. Bases 35 to 1294 code for a protein of 419 amino acids. The record is from RefSeq and is a predicted model, not a curated record. Gene Ontology annotation, molecular function: ATP binding; heat shock protein binding. Gene Ontology annotation, cellular component: cytoplasm. Lineage: Eukaryota; Viridiplantae; Streptophyta; Magnoliopsida; Malvales; Malvaceae.
AAAAAUGCGGGUAAUUUGAUUGAAAAGGUCGCAAAUGUUUGGGUCUAAGGGCGUCAGGCUUAUUCAUUGCUUGAUUCGCCACUCUCACUCUCUCUCUUCUACCCCUUUCCACCACCCAAAUACUAAGACUCUAAUUGCUGGGAGUUUGAGGAGCUUCACUGCCGGAUUUGGCAGUCCUAUUGGAAGUCACACUCCUCAAUUCGCUAAAACUAGAAACUGCUUGGUUUUUGGACUUCUUAAUCUGAAUUUGGGUGCAAGACGGCCAAUUCAUGGCACUGCUCCUCUGUCUGCUAGGGAUUAUUAUGAUGUACUUGGUGUAAGCAAGAAUGCUACUGCUUCUGAAAUAAAGAAAGCUUAUUUUGGGCUUGCGAAAAAGCUCCAUCCCGGUGUAAAUAAAGAUGAUCCUGAAGCUGAGAAAAAAUUUCAAGAAGUUUCCAAGGCCUAUGAGGUUUUAAAAGAUGAGAACAAGCGUGCUGAGUAUGAUCAGGUUGGCCAUGAUGCGUUUGAACAGCAGCGAAGUAAUAGCGGCUUUACUGAAGAGGAUUUUAAUCCAUUCAAUUUUGCCAACUUUCAAGAUAUAUUCAAAGCUCAUGAUAUAUUUAGAAAUCAAAUGGGCGGUGAAGAUAUCAAGGUUGCUAUUGAAUUAUCAUUUAUGGAAGCUGUUCAAGGAAUCACCAAAACAGUGACAUUUCAAGCUCCAGUGCUUUGUCAAGCUUGUGGUGGACAAGGUGUUCCACCUGGCGUGAAACCUGAAAGAUGCCGGCACUGUGGAGGCUUAGGCAUGCUAUCUAUGAACAAGGGCUUUAUGAGUAUCCGUUCUACUUGUCCUCAUUGUGGUGGAACUGGUCAGUUUGUAUCGAAGCUUUGCAAUUCAUGCAAUGGAUCUAGAUUAGUGAAAGGACAAAAAACAGUCAAAUUGGACAUAAUGCCAGGGGUGGAUAACAAUGAAACUUUGAAGGUUUAUGGAAGUGGUGGAGCUGAUCCUGAUGGAACUCAUCCCGGGGAUCUUUAUGUAACCAUUAAGGUCCGGCAAGACCCUGUUUUUCGUAGAGAAGGUGCCAAUAUUCAUAUAGAUGCUGUUUUGAAUGUUGCUCUGGCAACCUUGGGAGGAACCAUCCAGUUCCCAACACUUACUGGUGAUGUGCUUAAGGUCCGCCCUGGCACUCAACCUGGCCAGAAGGUGGUUUUGAAGAAUAAAGGAAUCAAAACAAGGAACUCAUACUCAUUUGGUGAUCAAUACGUGCACUUCAAGGUUAGCAUUCCAAACAAAAAGGAAAUGACUGUUGAUCACUGAGGUCUCUUCUUCAGCCAGAUGCUCCAGCUGCGCGCUUAUCAUCUUCAGCUUGCUCUUCUCCAUCAAACUCUUCGAUUAAUAUGUGUUGUCUUGGCGUCAGAUUCCUG